UUAUUAUAAAGAAAAUCUAGUUUCUAAGUUUAAUUUGCGUUGCAUAUUUUCUAUUCAUAAGAUUAGUUAUUAAUCUGUUGUUGAUGAACAUUGGGAUAUUUAUGAACUGUGUUAUCAAUUUGUGUUUGUUGUUCUUGUACAAAUAGAUAAAAUUGUUUUAAAUAUGACGGAUAGUAAAGCUCUUGUGAUGGCGACAGCUAGCGCAAUGAUGGAUAAGUCGAAAGAACUGCAAAAAGAGAUUUUAAUGGAGAAACUGAGAUCCAAGACAUCACAAAAUAAAAAUUUAAGUGAAACUUCCAAAGCUGUUCGUAUGGCCAUGCUGGAUAAAAGAUGGGCAGUAGACAGUGCUGAUCGUAUGAUUCUACAAAAAUGCCUUGACAGCUUACAGCAUUGCAUCAAAGUUAGCUCACUGCAGAGUCUCAUUGAGAGGUUGGAGUGCCUGUCAAGACAAUUGGGGUUAAAAUUUGUAGUGGGGACUUCAGGUGUCAAUUUAUUCAUAUCAUCCGAUAUGUUUUAUUUGGAAAUAUUAGUUGAAUCCUCGGGUAAUGUGAAAGAUGUUAAAAUUCAUCAUGAGGGCAAGAUAGAGCAACAAAGCUGUGAAGAAUUAGUGCAAUGUAUAUCACGAGGGGAUUUUGCAGAUUUCACUGCACAACUGGAGGGCCUUACUGCUGUAUACCAGUUGAAUGCUGAGAAAAAAGUAAAAUGCAAAGCAUUCAGUGCACUACAAAGUUUGGAGGAAGAUUUAUGUACACUAAGACAGUUGCAAAGUUUCAUCAAGGACCCCUGGGCUCAGGUCCAUAAAAGUCCUAUAGGAUUCCUACAAAAGAGGAGAGGGGGUCAUGCAUUACGUCUAACAUACUUCGUAUCACCAUAUGAAUUAUUGGACAAGGACAAAGGUCUUCAACCUCUGACAGUGGAGUUACUAACAUUAGGAAAGCCAUCAGGCUCAAGCGGGCUAGCAUCGCUUGUGGCGCCCUCUCAUACGCCGAUAGGACAUUCAGCGACGGUUCUUCUAGAAGGAUCUACAGCGAACAAGCUUCAACUGUCGCCUAUCAUAUCCAGUGCUCAGAGGCCUGGGAAAGGAAAUGGCCCAGUUUACUCCCAGUUGAUGCCACAGAAUAGUGCGAUGUUACCAGCCUGUUACACUCUCAAACUUUCCCAACCCACGCCUUUAUGUGCGGGUCUUGCCAAACUCAUUCAUGCAACAACUGAGGUUGAAGUGGCUGGUGAUUGGGCCAACGCUAAACCAAUGUUGGGCCUGGUUGCCCAACAAGCAUAUAACAAACUUGCUCCUGGCAAAAUAGUCGAGUUGAAUCUCAGCAAAGGUCUUUUUGUGAAUCUUCCCGAGCAGUGGCAAUGCUAUUUCCUGUGCGAAACGCGGCGACUUGACGGCUGCGUGGUUAACAGUGUUCCGUUCACUCACUCGUCGCACGUGCCUCCAUUGCUAGCUGCCUUGCGACAGCAGGCCCUUUUCAACGCACUCAUCGCUAGUUGUGUACGAUUGCAAACCAAGCAAGUAAUGGAGCUAGAAACUGUUCUAAUGUUCGAAGUGAGUGCGCUAUCUUGGCAGCACAUAUCAAUAACCUUAGAACAUCCAUUGGACGAAAGCAUGGCUACCGUGGAAUUGGAACUGGCUGAUCCGGCGGCACCUCGCGCUUCGGUGUACGCCCUCAACACUCCCCCGAGAGAUCACAUUGAUGACUAUAUUACCAAGGUCUUACAGAAGAGUCACUCCAUACCUAUCACCCUUAGGUCUCUCGUCAAAAUCUGGGAGCGAGAAGCGGCAACAAAGCAGUUGAAUGGCAGCUACUCAGCUUUGGAGUCAAAUUUUAGCUGCGGUAUGGGGGGCAUCGACCCCGGGGGUGACGUAAAACAAGAACCAACAAAUGUCAGCCAUCCGCACCAAGGCGGUUCCUACCUAUCCGAGCAACAACACCAUCUCACAAUGCUGUGCCAGGAUUCUAAUACAAGCGAUUCAAAACCGCAGGGUUCCGAAGAGCGUAAGUCAAAAAAGCGGAAAUCAGACACUUGUCUGUGGCCAUCAGCCCAAAAGAAGGGUAAACCGGGAAUGAACGCAUUGAUGGACUCAGACAGUGAAAGUGAUAAUUCUGACGGCUACGUUAACGAAGAUGAAAAUACCAUGAACAGCAACUCGACAAACGACGAUGUGGAGAUGGAGGGUCGGGAGUCCUCGGUUUCGCAAAAUGAGUUCGCUUCGGAUUUAGAACUUUCUGGAAUGGAUGCACAAGAUGCGCUCGGUGGGCAGGACAACAGAACAUCGUCAGAUAUGGACAAUUCAAACGAUGGGGACGUGGAAGAUUUAAUCAGGAAUUCUUUUCACAAGUCUGAGCACAAAAGGCAAAAAUUGAAAACUAAGGAGUCCGAACCGCGGACCAGAAGCACAUCAUCGUUACUUCUAGAUCUUACAGAUGGAAAAUCCUACAUGCCAUCGUCUGUGAGCAUUACUCCGAUAGGAACUGGUUCCUCUAAUCCACCUAAUUCUGUACCUGGAUCUAAUAUAUCGUCGAUGCUAUGUCUCGAUAGAAGACCUGGCAUAGAAAUAAUACCUAUCACGGCUGCUGCGCCAGCCGCCUUGCCCAGUUCUAUAACUAUUACGCCCAUAACGUCCUCCCAGGUAAAGUCCAUGGACGAUCGUAUAAGAUCUGAUAAAAAAUCAAGCAGAUCAGGUGAAGAGCGUAGCAAGGAGAAAAAGAAAAAGCGACGGAGGGAUGACUCCAUGGGCCCACCGGAAAAGAUUCCUCCUAAGCAAGAUCCGCUAACUAAACCUGUGUCUGUAAGUAUUAAACCUACGGAUGGAUCUCCGAUGCGCUCAUCAUCUCCGAACUCAAUUUUACGAAAAUUUAGCCCAAGCCCUACUCACGGCAGGUCUGUAUCAAUUACGAAAUCUCCAAGCCCAAGUAGUGUUAAAAGCAUAGGUAAAUCUUCAGGAACAUCCAGUCACCACAGUAGUCCUAGACAUUCACCGGUUCCAAAUAGCCCAAAACAUCUUCCUGGAUACUCGAGUCCAAAAAACCACAGUAUCUCUUCACCAAAACAUAGUUCCUCUAGCUCAGGUAAGCCAAGUAUGUCUACAUUAAAGUCGGCAACUAGUGGAUCCCCAUCCGGUAAAUCCGGCACGACUGGGUAUGAUCUAACUAAAAAGAUAUCUAAAGACAGUUAUGGGUCGAGCUCAGUUCCUUCGAGGGAUAAGGAAAAGAAACAUUCCAGUUUGUCUUUUUCUAGUUCAGAUAGGAGCAGUCCUAAGUUAAAAAACCCAAUCAAAUUAAAACAAUUAGAAAUCACUCCAGUCACUUGUGAUAGUCCCGUGACUGAACCAUUAAUAUCUCCACCAAAUAUUGAAGUGAAUAAGUCAAAUGCUCCCAGUCAAGCUCGUAACCGUAAAGGCUCCCUCAGUGCUGUAAUAGAUAAAUUAAAAUCUGCUCAACAUUGUGGUACAGAUUCAGAACUAACUGUAAAAUCUACUCCCUCGAGCAGCAAUAGUAAAUUUUCAGAUCCAAAAACCAGCGCAACAAGUAGUAACUUAAAGCUAGGUGACAGUAAAAAUCAAGAGUACAUGGUUAAACCUAGCUUAGAUGGUAUGAAAAUAACUAUUAAUAAAACAAGAUCCAAAGAGUCAUCCUCAAGCAGUAGUUCAAAAUUAAAUUAUUCCAGCUCUGGUUCUAGUAAACAGUCAUCACCUCAACUAACUCCUCCAAGUCAGGGUUCUCCUAAAACACAUACUGGCUUAAAACCAGGCGUAAUAAGUGGGCCAGCAUCCAAAAAAACCCAAGUUAUGCAAUCUUCCAAAUCUGCUAGCCUAAAUGCUGUUUCAGCCGCAUCUAAAGCAAACAUGAGUCCGUCAGAUCAGUCUGUUCCAAAAGUGCCUUAUUCUAAAUCAUCUAGUAGCAGUUCCGCUGGUAUUAAUUUAUCUAAGUCAGUGUCUAAAUCCUCAGGCUCCCCCAAAAGCAGCAGUUCAGAUCUUGCAAAAAUUAUCAGAGAAAGGGACCGUGAAAAGGCUAGGACUAAGAUAAUGAGCAAUACUGACAAAUCAAUUUUUUCAUCUAAAUCAGAGCGACAUUCUAGUCCUAGUAGCUCAAGAGAUGAGGUUGACGGAGAUCGAUACAAAGGUUCAGCUAAAGAUGCUAGCUUUUUAGUCGAAGGCCUAAUUAAGCCUCUGGAUACCAGUAAAUUCCAAAUACCUAAAUUAAAAAAUCAAAAUACUCCUGAUAAAAAUAGCCCAGUAUCCCAGUAUGAUAGUCGAUCUAUGGUUAACGAUUUUACUAGGUCUAUGGAUCAAAAUAAAUAUUCUUUUUCCCACUUUGAUAAUCCAAACAGAAAUGUGGAUGCUAUGCAAAAAUCUGCAUAUCCUCUUAAUGUACCAAAACCAUUAUUAAAUAUUGGAGGCGUAAGUCCAAAAACGAUUCCUCCAAGCAAAAGCGAUCAAUCUGAAUAUUCAAAGGUUUUAUCUGAUAAUAUUGGAAAAAGUGAGAGCCCUUUACGGACUAAAGACGAUUCCAAAGAGAGCUAUUCUGGGUCGUAUCCUCUUAUGCCACUAGAUUUUAAAACUGAGAUGGCCAAAGGAUUCGCUGCACCGAAAGGAAGUUCCGAAGAUAGAAAAGGUGCCGAUUCGUGCAUGAAACCUCCAGCAAGCGGAUCAAUUGCGCGUAGCGGGGCCACAACUCCUCAAGAGGCAGCCGAAAUGCUACUCGAUUUUUCAUCUUCAUCCGGUAGUAAAGUGUCUGGUAUGGUGGCCGUAAGAUCGGUUUACCCUGCUUCCCCAGCCCUUUUGCAAUUGGCUAAAAGUCCUGCACCUUCACCCUUAGUUGCGCCUUCGCCUCAUUCUAAUUCACCUUGUAUUACGGAUGAUGAACUUAUUGAUGAAACAAUGGUUGGUCCCGGGAAAUAAAAAUAACGUAAAGCUUGUGUUUCGUGACAAAAAUUACGCGGAAGUAUUACAUUGAAUAUUCCGACUUUUUUUGAUCUUUUGACCACCGAAUUUAGACAGCGAAAAGUCCGAAGAAAAUUUACCUUACCGUGUUAUUGGAUGUUAUGCGGCUCAAUUACAUUUUAAUUUGCAAACAUUUCAUAUAAAAUAUCCAAAUCCGUCCAUCUGAGAUAUUGUUUUUGUAAAAGUGUAACUAUUUUUACACAAGACCUUCAUAACUUUCCCUAAAAAAGAAAACUUGAAAUAUUUAUGUUUUUUUUAUCCUAAUGAGUUGUAUAAAAGAGAUACGACUGAUUAUGAAUGUAAAUUAAUUGUAGAAGAGAAACACUAGCCUUUCAAAACAUUGUAUAUAUAAUACUUAGAUAUAUUUAAAGCUAAUCAUAAAUUACGGGAGCAACUUCAUGUAGCAGUUUUUAUUAAUCCCUUUCAAAUUAUUAUAGAUAAUAGAGCAUUCAUGUAUAUAAUAAUACUGUAUUAAUAUACCGAGCUUCACAAUACUUUACUGUCACAAUUUUAAUAAUAUCAAACUAAAAUGUAAAGUUAUAAUUUUAACUGGCGAUUUUUAACAAUAUUGUUAAAGCAUUAUUACUCUGUAAAUUAUUUAUUUAUUUGAAGAGACAGUUUACGAAUACUCAUUUAGGAACUAGAAUAUACGUUACAUAAGAAUUAAAAAGAUCGCUAUUAAAGGUAACCCAUUCCAAUGGUAGCGAUUUUUUUGUAACCUUACGUAGAAAUCCUUAAAGAUGUGUUUCCUUUUAGAGAGUGUAUUAUGAUUAUUUACAUUUUAAGGGGCUGUUAUCGCCUAAUAACUCUUCCACCAUUUUUUUGGCUGGAAUCGAUACUGGACUUUGAUAUUUUUGUACUAGUAGAGCUUCCUAUGACCGGCUCACCCGGAGAAGUACUACCGCCAUGUUUUUUCUGCUGCCAAGCCCCUUUGCCGUGUUCCGGUAUAAAAGCGCUGUUGCCUGUGAGAACCGCACUUUGUAGAAGUUAUUCCUUGCAUUUCCAAAAAAAUCUAAAUUCAAAAAUUAAGUGUUGCUUUGUAUAUACGCAAUGGUUUUCCAUUUAGAUUGAUCUGUCGACCAUUCACGACGACUAAAAGUAAAACUUUGAUAGCUAAUAUAUCGGAAACAUGACAAACCAAGAGAUUUUUACUCAUGAAAUACUUAUUCUUAUUGAUACUAGCUGUUGGUAUAACCUUAUAUACUUACUCCGAUAUUGAAUAAAAUAAGAAAUAAAAAUGACAGAGUAGCCAGGCAGCAUACUAAAAUAAUCAAACCACUUAUAAGUUCUGCAGAUAUAAACGCAAACAUUUUAAUUGUGUGAUUAAGGUAAUAUAAUUUCAUGACACAAUAAUCAAGUUCCCUUCAGUGGAAUCGAAUUAAUAUCAACUGUUUUUUUUUUUCGAAAUAAAUACAACCUAGCCUAACCUUUUUUAUUAUUAAGUGUGGUAAAUGUUUCGUCAACAUAUUUUCCCUGUUUCUCAUUCUAUUCUAUUUAAUCACAAUUUCGAGGUUGUCAAUUAACAUUUCUUACUGACCUUUAAAAUUAACUUAAUUUCUAAUAAUAAUCACAACAAAGAAGUAUUGUUGUGUAUGGCAUAAUAAUAUAUUUACAUAAAUUAUAACUUAUUUUUAAUUGUUUAAGCUUACUUGUAUGCGCAAUCAUUAUUUAUAUAGUUAUGUUUUACAUAUUAUAAACUAUUAUUAAAAACUAUGUUCUAAAAAAGCAACGUAACUGACAAACUGCCAUGGAAAUAAUACAAUUGUUGUAAGAAUUCUUUGUGUUCUUAAGUAAAAUACUAAAAAAGUAAUAAUCAGUUAAUUGUGGGUGGAUGUAAAUAAAUAUUUAAGUAGAUAUUAGUACACAAAUCUGAUCAAUGAAUUGAUAAAGCAUUUUAAAACAUGCAAAUACGAGGUAAUUAAGGUUUUACUAAUAAAUGUAUUUGGAGCCAUA
Molecule: messenger RNA, 6901 nt
Organism: Pararge aegeria (speckled wood butterfly)
Lineage: Eukaryota; Metazoa; Arthropoda; Insecta; Lepidoptera; Nymphalidae
Gene: MED1
Product: mediator of RNA polymerase II transcription subunit 1
Exons: 13
Coding region: 164-4906 (1580 amino acids)
Biological process (GO): regulation of transcription by RNA polymerase II
Cellular component (GO): mediator complex
Molecular function (GO): transcription coregulator activity
Source: RefSeq, a predicted model, not a curated record